GGACCAUUGGGUUGAGUCGUCUAUCAGAAGAAGGUAGGUAGUUAGCUGGAUGAGGCUCGUGUAUAUAUAGGGGUACCUCUGCUCCGUAAAGCACAGUUCAACGUUGAACGUUCGUAGGUAAAAAUGUUGAAAUUUAUCGUUCUUAGCGCUCUAGCGACAGUAGCAGUGGCACAAUUCCAGCCACAACCUUCUGGAAGGAUUCUUGAGCCUCCAAUACCACCUCUCUGUGCACAGAGAACAAUUCAUGAAAGAUUCGCAGAUGGUAAGGGGUACUAUUAUUCCUGGGCGGAUCCAGCAACUGCAGGUCAAGAACUUGACUGGCUAUCAGCUAGGAACUUCUGCAGGCAACGAUGCAUGGAUCUUGUGUCAUUAGAGACUUAUAAUGAAAAUGAAUUUAUUAAAAGUCGCAUUGUGCAAAAUAAAGUUAAAUAUAUUUGGACUUCUGGUCGUCUUUGUGACUUCAAAGGUUGUGAUAGACCCGAUCUUCAACCCUUAAACAUUAAUGGAUGGUUCUGGACUGCUGUUUUGCAAAAACUUGCUCCUACCAUUGAUCGCAGACAAAACGAUUGGUCUGAAAGUGGAGGUAUUGGUAAGCCCCAACCUGAUAACCGUGAAGCACAACAAGGAGGAGCUCCUGAGAACUGCUUGGCUAUUCUUAAUCAAUUCUACAAUGAUGGAGUUAACUGGCAUGAUGUUGCUUGUCAUCAUAAAAAACCAUGGGUGUGUGAAGAGAAUGAUUCUCUUCUCAAAUACGUUCGAUACACCAACCCCAACAUUCGAGUUUAAAUUUUUUCUAUCAUAGAAAUAUUAUGAAUUGAUGCUCGAGAGAUUUAAUAUUUAUAUCAAGUGACUGAGUAGCUUUUAGAAACAGUCUAUUUAUUGAAGAACACACUCUCAUCGGGCUUCUUUUUUUUUAUUUGCUAUAAAAUUUCAAGAAGCAGCCAUCAUUUACAUUGGAUUAUUUAUACAUUAUAUAUAGAUAUGGUAACU
This is a messenger RNA of Chelonus insularis, 990 nucleotides long. RefSeq lists its product as uncharacterized. The record is from RefSeq and is a predicted model, not a curated record. Lineage: Eukaryota; Metazoa; Arthropoda; Insecta; Hymenoptera; Braconidae. The coding region runs from base 124 to 786 and encodes 220 amino acids. The transcript is spliced from 5 exons.